AUGGAUAUGCUUCGAGGAGAAUCUGUUGUAGAUGCACAAUCAUUGGCAUGUUUUUUCUAUAUUCUACGGGUUGGUGUGAUUGAUCAAGUGACUGAACCUACAAAAAGGGUCUUCUUAGUUAAUCUAGGAAAGCAGGUUCUUGUUGAAUUCAAGGAGGUUCUUGAUGACACAGCAGUAGCAGCAAUGUCCAACUCUUCACCUCUUGUUGAGCUUGAUUCCUUAAGUGAACAAGCUACAGUUUUGGUUGCACUUGCAUCUGUCUCCCCAAAUCUGCCUCGUGGUUAUCCAGCCAGAACAAUGCUUGAUGUAGCUAGAAAAAUGAUAACAGAAGCUAGCAGGAACCAUGUGGUUGCUACAUUUGAAAAAGAAGCUGGAUGGUUACUUCUCUCAUCCUUGUUGUCUUCCAUGCCAAAGGAGGAGAUGGAAGACCAGGUGUUUGAUAUUCUUUUGUUAGGGGCUGAUGUCUUUAGUGGUCGUGGGCAACAGCCUCAAGCAGAUUCAUCUGAGUAUAUAUCUUCUAAAAUAAGGUUGUACAGAGCACAGGGUAUGUAUUCAACUUCAUCAAUUGUGCGCCAGCACAUUCGCAAGUAUCUACCCGAGCUGCUUUCUUUAAUAUCAGAAUUAUGGUCAUCAUUCAGUCUCCCAGCAGCUAAUCGUCUUGUUCAUGGACCCCCAAUCCUGCACCUAGUUGAACAACUUUGUCUGGCCCUGAACGAUGAAUUCGGGAGAUAUCUUCCUAUAAUUCUUCCAUGUUUUAUUCAAGUUAUGAGUGAUGCUGAAAGGUGUAAUGAUUGCACUUAUGUCCGUGAUAUUCUCUGCACCUUGAAAGUUUUUGGUGGAACAUUGGAUGAAAAAAUGCAUAUACUUCUUCCUGCUCUCAUAGGAUUAUUUAAAGUGGAUGCUUCUGUUGACAUAAGGCUUGCUGCUAUAAAAACCUUGAUAAGAUUAAUCCCUCCUGUUCAGCUUAAUGAAUUUUUUUUGGGUUUGUAA
Lactuca virosa is the source of this 990-nucleotide messenger RNA. Lineage: Eukaryota; Viridiplantae; Streptophyta; Magnoliopsida; Asterales; Asteraceae. The record is from the annotation of a GenBank genome assembly.